AUGCAAGAAGAAUUUGGUCAGUUUGAAAGGAAUAAGGUGUUGGAGCUAGUUCCUCGACCUAUAUGUACAAAUGUGAUUGGAACUAAGUGGGUCUUCAAAAACAAGACUGACGCUAAUGGCAUAGUCACUAGAAACAAAGCUCAUCUUGUAGCCGUUAUUCUCAAAUUGAAGAGUGCCUUGUUGAAUAGGUACUUGAAUGAAGAGGUGUACAUGGAAUGGCUUAAGGGAUUUAUUGAUUCUGUCCACCCUGAUUAUGUGUUCAGACUUAGGAAAGCCCUGCAUGGCCUAAAACAAGCUCCUCAAAUUGGAAAUCAGUGCGUAAACAGGCAGCUGCUUGGGAAGAUUAAGCAGGCGGCUCACCAUAGUGAGCGAGAGCGAGAACGAGAUAAGGAAGAGGUGGAUCUCGCUAAGGAGGAAAAUCUCGCUGGUUUUGCACUGAAUCUCGCUGGAAAGUGGAGUAUGAUUGGAAGUUUCUUAUAUCUUACAGCAAGAAGAUCUGAUAUAGCCUUUGUUGUGGGAGUUUGUGCUAGAUACCAAAACAAGACCAGAAACAGUCAUUUGCUAAGUGUUAAACAUAUUAUCAAAUAUACCUAUGGGACUAGUGAGUAUGAAAUUUUGUAUACUUUUGAUACUAAUAGCUCUCUUGUUGGACAUUUUGAUGUAGAUUGGGUCGGAAGUUCAGAAGAUCAAAAGCACUUCUAG
Molecule: messenger RNA, 702 nt
Organism: Benincasa hispida (wax gourd)
Lineage: Eukaryota; Viridiplantae; Streptophyta; Magnoliopsida; Cucurbitales; Cucurbitaceae
Source: RefSeq, a predicted model, not a curated record